GCGUCGGAGGGCUGAAGGCUGGCGUUCUGUCCGGUUUCCGGGCCCGUCUCUAUGGUGUUGGAGGGAGCAUACCCCCCGAAGAUUUGUGGGUGUACUGGCCACAACCUCACAGGGUAGGCGAGGGUGGUUGGUGUCAACAGGGGGCGAAGAGGGGACCGGAGCAAAGACCCUCGGCCGCCUCCCCCGCCGCCCUCCCGCAGCUGUGCGGGCCUUCGCGGAGGAGCCGCGGCGCCGCCUGCAGGCGGAAGGCAUGGGCUCGGAGAGCAGCGCCCUGAAGAGCUACGCGCUGAUGGAGCCCGCGCGCGCCCUGCGGGCCGGCCUGGCCGUGCACCCGGCCGUGCUGCAGGAUGGCCGGCGCGCCUCGGUCUUCGUGUACCGGAGGGAGAACGAGGACCGCGUGCACAAGGCCGCCAAGCAUUUGAAGACACUUCGCCACCCUUGCCUGCUGAGAUUUUUAUCUUGCACCGUGGAGGCGGAUGGGAUUCAUCUUGUCACUGAGCGAGUGCAGCCUCUGGAAGUGGCUUUGGAAGUGCUGUCUUCUGCGGAAGUCUGUGCUGGCAUCUAUGACAUAUUGCUGGCCCUCGUCUUCCUUCACGACAGAGGACACCUGACCCACAACAAUGUCUGCCUGUCAUCUGUGUUUGUGAGUGAGGACGGCCACUGGAAACUGGGGGGAAUGGAGACCGUCUGCACAGUUCCUCAGGCCACACCUGAGUUUCUGAGGAGUAUUCAGUCAGUAAGAGACCCAGCAUCUAUCCCUCCUGAAGAGAUGUCCUCAGAAUUCACAACUCUGCCAGAGUCACAUGGACAUGCCCGGGAUGCCUUUUCAUUUGGGACAUUGGUGGAAAGUUUGCUCAGAAUCUUAAGUAAACAGGUUUCAGCGGACGUUAUCUCCAGCUUCCAACAGACCUUGCACUCAACCCUGCUGAGUCCCAUUCCCACAUGUCGGCCGCCGCUCCACACCUUACUGUCCCAUGACUUCUUCAGGAAUGAUUUUCUAGAAGUUGUGAAUUUCUUGAAAAGUUUAACAUUGAAGAGUGAAGAGGAAAAAACUGAAUUCUUCAAAUUCCUGCUGGACAGAGUCAGCUGCUUGUCUGAGGAGUUAAUAGCCUCACGGUUGGUGCCUCUUCUACUUAACCAGUUGGUGUUUGCAGAGCCAGUAGCUGUGAAGAGUUUUCUUCCUCAUCUGCUUGGCCCCAAGAAAGACAGCGCGAGGGGAGAAGCGCCUUGCCUGCUGUCACCGGCCCUGUUCAGGUCGCGGGUGAUCCCUGUGCUGCUCCAGCUGUUUGAGGUGCAUGAGGAGCACGUGCGGAUGGUGCUGCUGUCUCACCUCGAGGCCUACGUGGAGCACUUCACUCAGGAGCAGCUGAAGAAAGUCAUCCUGCCACAGGUGUUACUGGGCCUCCGUGAUACCAGUGAUUCCAUUGUGGCAAUUACUCUUCAUAGCCUAGCAGUGCUGGUGUCUUUACUUGGACCAGAGGUGGUUGUGGGAGGUGAAAGAACCAAAAUCUUCAAACGUACUGCCCCAAGCUUUACAAAAAUGGUGGAUCUUUCCCCAGAAGGUGAUCAAUAUUCUCAGCCUAUUAAAUUUCACAUGAAUGGACUCUCCAAUGUGAAAAAUACCUCAGGAGAUAGUGAAAACUUCCCAUCAAGUUCUAAAAAGUCCGAGGAGUGGCCUGACUGGAGCGAGCCAGAGGAGCCUGAAAACAAAGCUGUCAGCAUACAGAUUUGUCCUGCAGAACCCCACGAUGCCUCCACGUCCCCGCUCUCUAACUUGAACGCGGAGGAUGUGGCACGGGUUGACUUUGAGCCCAGCAGCUUAGAUACUGAAACAGAUGCAGGAGGAGUCCCCACUGUGAGGCCUGGGACCGCAGGGGGACAUGAGGCCACUCCUGCCUUGUUUUCACUCACUGAAGAGUCCAAGCCUUUGAAACCCUGCCUGCACCAGAAGACAGGUCUUGCACCAAGUGGGGAUGACCCAGACCAAACCAAGCCACCAAAAGUGUCACAAGAAAGACGCCUUAAGGCUCCAUCAGAACUGGGUUUAGGAGAGGAGUUUACCAUUCAAGUAAAAAAGAAGCCGGUACAAGAUCCAGAGUUGGACUGGUUUGCAGAUAUGAUCCCAGAAAUUAAGCCUUCAGCUGCUAUUCUCAUUUUGCCUGAACUGAGGACAGAAAUGAUGGUUUCCAGCAAGGAUGACGUCUCAUCAGUGAUGCAGUUUUCCUCAAAAUUCGCUGCAGCAGAACUUACCGAGGGAGAGGCCGAAGGCUGGGGAGACGAAGGGGAGCUGAACUGGGAAGAUCAUAACUGGUGACAACAGGUGAAACUUUAGGGCAAAGGAUUUCUUAAAAAAAAAAAAAAAAAAAAAAAAAAA
Hyaena hyaena (striped hyena) is the source of this 2374-nucleotide messenger RNA. It is a transcript of the gene SCYL3, whose product is annotated as SCY1 like pseudokinase 3. Gene Ontology annotation, molecular function: protein kinase activity; ATP binding. Bases 251 to 2314 code for a protein of 687 amino acids. Gene Ontology annotation, biological process: protein phosphorylation. Lineage: Eukaryota; Metazoa; Chordata; Mammalia; Carnivora; Hyaenidae. The transcript is spliced from 13 exons. The record is from RefSeq and is a predicted model, not a curated record.